CAUGAGUUUCCAUUUUCGCAUUUCGCAUUUUGCUUUUUCGGCAAACACACACAUCUAUUUUUGUUACCAAAAUUCAAAUCGUUGCCAUGAGUUGGCAUAGGCUAUCUAGUGGCCACGAAGUCGAGGAUGAACUGGAUUUAUGCAUUGAAAAGGAAACCAGAGAUGAGAUUAUCAAGAGCAUUACAAAAAACAAAGACGAAUCCGUGAAAAAACUAACUGAAUGCGGCCUGGAGAAGAUGGGCUUUCUGGAAGUACAGGAAGAUAUUCGCUUUAAAUUCGCUUGCAGCAGAAAGUACAUGAUAGAUGGAAUAACCGAUUUGCUGGAGAAUAGGAAAUGCACCGAUCUGCAGAUCAAAGUGGGCGAUCGAACCUUCAAUUGCCACUUGCCUAUCCUACAAGAGAGCUCCAACUAUUUUCUGCAAUUCAAGCGACUGGAUGUGGUCACCUUAAACACGGACGUGGUCACACCCAGGGGUUUUCAGAUGGCCUACCAUUGGAUUACGCACAAGAACACCAAGCUGGCGCGGAAACACAUUGUGGAGAUCUACUUGACCGCCAGUCACCUGGACAUGACGGAACUGAAUGCACACAUAUGGAGUCGUUUGGACAAUCCUGAGUUGCUCAAUGGCCUCGAAGCAUUUAAGUUGUAUUUAGAAUGUUUGCCCUUCAAUGCGAGCGUGUUGCAGGAUUUGAUGCUGGGUCGCAUCCAUAAGUACUUUUUGCUGGCCGUCGCCACGCAGGAGUAUCUCGAUCUGGAGCCGAAUCACGUCUGCCAGAUGCUGGGCCACAUAAAUAUGUGUGUGAACUCCGAAAUGGAGAUGUUCAUGAGUGGUGUCAGGUGGUUGUUUUACGACUGGCCCAAACGAAAGAAGUUUGCGGUGCGUAUAAUGCAGGCCAUACGCUUCAAUCUGAUGCCGUCUUGGUAUAUCACUGGCUUGAAAACUCCACAAUCGGAUGCGGAAUUCCAGGAAUUGUUGAACAUUCCGGAGGUGAAAUCAAUGAUCGAUCUGGGCCUGUCCUAUGCGAUCACACACAACUUUUUGGAACCCACAUCGCCGCUGCAGGAACCGCUCCACAUGCAGAAGCCCCUGGAACGGCAAUGGGUCUACCAUGCGGACACACGACAUCACCAUCGAUGCGAGUGUUCCAAGUGGCGUUACCCGACAUUUGAGGUAUUCAACGAGUACUUGCAUUCCAUCAUCGCUGCCGGGCAUCGAUAUGUGCCCUCCCUGGAGUACGUAAAGCCUGGACAAAUGAUGGAGUGCUGCCAGGAGGCCUUCGAAAAGAAAUCGUUAAAUAAAUAAGCCAGAAGAGAGCACUUUAUCGUGGGCCCAUAUCGUUUUAUUGGCUCAACAACACACCCUUGGGUGCCAUAUAAUUGCCACACAUAAUUUCAUUAGCCGGAUAGUCCUGUUUUGGGCUUUGGUUUCGCAUUCACAUUGAGCUGUUCCAAUUAGUUGAAUGGCUGGCAUUUUGCUCAAUUAAUUGUCAACGUUUAUGAACUAAGCACUGGCUUGUUGUGCGGACGUGUAAAGGUGUGUAUUUAUGUUUGCCAUACACAACAACCAACUGCCAUACACUCCAUUCAAUUGGAGAGUUUGGUGGAAAAUCGAGCAAACAAACUGGCAUCACACAUGCAAAUGUCAAUGCCCCGGGAUGUCAGGGCGGCAAAACGCAAAGAAAGAAAAACACUUUUUGUUUAAACAACGGCAAAGCCAUCGCGCAAAUGCUGUAAAAGCGGUGAAAAGCGGGGAAAAGCGGGUAAAAGCGUGAAAAGCAAACCAUUCGACAGGCAUAAUCAAAAUAUUUUCACAAAAAGCAACACAAUUAACAUGCAAAAAUCAGGAAACAAAAUGAAAUCGAUUUCACGUAUUUUUUCAGCACUCACUGGCAUUGGUCUUAUUUGAGGCUUUUCCAGAUUUCACUGCAAAUGUUUGAAUAACUUUUUUGUUUACCUUUGUUCCACCAUUAUCCUGCCUUCAUAAAUUUUUAGCUGCAGCAUUAAAACAAUAAUACAAAUGCAAUUGAUUUGGCCUGCGACCCCAAUGCAAACAAAAGGCCAAACAAAACAUGGCAAAAUUCAUAGUUUUUUUUUUUUUUUUUGCCUUUCCUGAGCCCGCGUAAUUUAAUUGUCUGCAGUUGAGGCGCCAUACGAUAAAUCAAUUAAAACAGAUUAAGCUUCAGAGUAUUAAGGACUUUUUAAGCCCUGCCACGCCCCCGUUUUUUUUAUGCCAGCCAAUCCUAAGGGGCAGCUGCGGCAAAUGUAAUGCGCUGAUGCAAAUGAAGAUAGAUGCAUUUCGGGCCACUGCAGCGGCGCAAUAAUUGACGCUGAAUAUGAUGAAUGAGUGGCAAUUACAAGUAAGCGAAAAAGAAUCGAAAGACGAUUAAUGAGUCCAAGAAAGGCGCAAAUCGAAUGCCAAGCCAAUGGAUGAACACACAGAAGAACUCAGUGUCAUUUUACUUUAUCGCUACACUUGGAAAAGCAAAUGAAGUGCACUUCGCUGAUAUCCUUAAGUUCAUGUUUCCAAUCCCAAUCCAGUUCAUAUUUAAGCUUUAAGCUGUCAAAUCCACCUUUUACCAUCCAAUUGUUUGCAUGAGCAAACUACGACAAUAUAUGCGUUUUUGAUCUUUCAUUGCUCUUUAUUGGCUGUUGCACAAAACUGAUAAUCCUAUUGUGGUUUUGCUUGUUCCCCUUGAUUGCCUUUACACGGCGCUUUCACCAACACGAAUACACACACACACAGAGAAAAUCGGCUUCAGUUUUCAUGUUUUGCGGCGCGCCAAUAAGUAUGCAAUGCGCUGUGACAUUUUCAACGCGCCCCACAAAGACAGCAGCAGGGGCACAACAAUGCUUCUAUCUCCGCUCCUUAAAAACUUAAAAACCAGUCCCAGACAUAGGCCUCGAAUGCCACGCCCCCUCCCGCCCCCUAGAGCAUUUUUCCUUUGCGUUUUUCUGCGUUUUUCUGAGCCAGCGAAAACAACAAAUUUCGGUGACAACCAAAUGAAUUUAAUGCUUUUCGUUUAAUUUCAAUAGGUGGGGGUCAAUCAAAGAUAACAAUGUGUGGUUGUUGCUGGCCAAUAGAUUUCACAAUGGUGCAGAAGAAUUAGCGGCAGUGACGCAAAGCAAAAGAUUUCAUGUUCUCGCUUAUAGUAUUCCUCUCGAGUGAUACGGCACAGUGGACCUUAUCACCACCUCAGCUAAUUGGGUGGGGCUGUAAACAAAAACAAUCGUACCAUGGCGCUACAAAAAGUAAAAAGAAAUAAACCAGCGGCAUAUCGACCUUUGAGGAUGAGAGAGAUAGAGACUCUCUCUAGAGACUACUAUAAAAGCGCAGCAUCCGAUUCAGAAAAUGCAUACAGUGGCUGAAUUUCAAAACCGACGCAAUAAUAAUCAUCAACAAACAUGGGUAAACUUUUGGUUUAUACUAUUUUUGUCAUUUACGCUUUGAUGAUGGUGAUGGAUUUUGCUGCAGCAUGCCAACCUCAUGAUUCACCGUGUGUUGGAGCAAAUGGAGCGCAAGGAAACUGCUGUGGUGGCAUGCAUUGUCAGAAAAAUGAUCCCAGCUGGAGUGAGGGAAGGUGUUAUUACAACCCUGGAAAAUAAGGAAAAUAUAUGGAUCCAAUAUUUGAGUUAUAUAAAAAUAUAAUUAUUAAAAUAAACCCAUAAAAUUGUUUGUAUUCCAAAAACUCUUUAAAACUCCCCCUGCAAAAAAUUAUACAAAUUUUAAAAAUAUUGAAUUUGUUUGUAAUUUGAUUACGUUCUUAGAAUAUUAUUGUUUUGAAUUAUUUAAAACAUGUCGCGACGACAAGAAUAAACACCACAAAGGUUGUGCAGGGACUUGCAAUAACUAGCAGCUGAAAUGUACACUAAAUAAUUUGUAAAUAUUAUUUAAUAUAAGUUUGAUCAUUAACUUUUAUUAACGGCGAGUUCUACAGAAUUUAGAGAAUUCUGCGAAAUGCUUUAUAUUUCAUCAUUUAUUAACGUUAACAUGAUAUAAUGCUUCAGCAUGGCAAAUAUAAAAUAAAGCAGCGACAUGUAAUAAAAGGCGGGCAGAUAUAUAUUAUCGCCACCUGAGCUAAUUGGGUUGGGCUGUAAACAAAAACAAUUGUACCAUAAGCUUGAUAAACUUGGCGCUACAAAAAGUAAAUAUAAAUAAACCAGAGGGACAUCGACCUUUUAGGAUGAGAGAGCUAGAGACUACUAUAAAAGCGCAGCGCAGCGAUGUAGGAUAUUUAUACAGUGACUAUACUUCCAAACCGACGCAAUAAUAAUAAUCAACAAACAUGGGUAAACUUUUGGUUUAUACUAUCUUCGUUAUUUACGCUUCAAUGAUGGUGAUUGAUUUUGCUGUGGCAUGCCAAGCAUAUGAUACACUGUGUGUUGGAGCAAAUGGAGAGCGAGGAGACUGCUGUCCUGGCAUGCAUUGUCAGAAAAAUGAUCCAAGCUGGGCUAGGGGAAGGUGUUUGUACAAUACUGGAAAGUAAGGGAAAUAAUUGGAUCACACUCCCACGGCGAUAAUAUGAAAGCCAUACACAAUGGUCGGGCUUCUAUGGAGUAAAGAUAAAAAUCUACAAUUUUUCUCAAAUUCUAUAAAAAUAUAAUAAAUAAUAUAAACGCAUAA
Drosophila yakuba is the source of this 4622-nucleotide messenger RNA. RefSeq names its product kelch-like protein 40a. The transcript has 4 exons. Lineage: Eukaryota; Metazoa; Arthropoda; Insecta; Diptera; Drosophilidae. Gene Ontology annotation, molecular function: protein binding. Bases 87 to 1304 code for a protein of 405 amino acids. The record is from RefSeq and is a predicted model, not a curated record.